Fragaria vesca subsp. vesca is the source of this 1500-nucleotide messenger RNA. Its product is annotated as putative FBD-associated F-box protein At5g56440-like. Gene Ontology annotation, molecular function: protein binding. The transcript is spliced from 3 exons. The coding region runs from base 1 to 1500 and encodes 499 amino acids. The record is from RefSeq and is a predicted model, not a curated record. Lineage: Eukaryota; Viridiplantae; Streptophyta; Magnoliopsida; Rosales; Rosaceae.
AUGGAUUCAAAUUCAAAGCUUUUUAAAGCAUGGAUUGAAGAUAGGAUCAGUGGAUUGCCAGAUGCAAUUGUUGUUCACAUUCUUUCAUUCCUUGAAACAAGAUAUGCUGUACAGACCUGCCUAUUAUCUCAUAGAUGGAACAAUGUGUGGACUUAUGUUCCGAAUCUAGAGGUACACGUAAAUUCACUGAAAUGUGGUGUAGAUCAACAUGUGCGUGAAUCCGGGCUUGUUGAUCGAGUACUUCUGUUCCGGAACUUGUCAAACAUUCAUAAGUUCCAUCUUGCCUGCCUUGGAAUCGAAGAUUAUUUUUAUCGAAUUGAUGCUUGGAUUUGCACUGCCAUUAGGCGAAAUGUUGUAGAACUUGAACUUGAUCUUUGGACAACGCCCUCAAAUUCCUACACAGGGUUGCUUAAGUUGCCUAGAAGCAUUUUCAUUUGCAAGACACUGGUAGUUUUGAAGCUGGUACUAACAGAUCAUGUUAUUGCUAUCCCUCCUGACUCAAGUUGUUUUCCAAGUCUCAAGUACCUUGAUGUUCAGUUAUGUCAUCCAGUUGCUGCUAAAUCAUUGGCAAAACUGUUUUCGUGUCGUUAUUCUGCACUUGAAGAAUUGAUUAUACAUGGAAAUAUCGGAAGACUUAGAGGUGAUGAAGUUUUGAACUUAAAUAUCUCUGCUCCUAGACUCAAAAGACUACAGAUAAGAUUCUGUGCUGUUCCAGAGGAUGAUCCUUAUGCCACGGAUGGAGGAUAUGAGUACAAAAUUUUUGUCAAUGCUAAUGCUCCAAACCUUGAAGAGUUCAAUGUCAAGUACCUUCUGGCAAGCUAUACUUUGAAUAGUGUAAAAUCGCUAAGCAAAGUUGAGCUUAAACUCAAAGGUCUGCAUGCUGGAGAAAACCUCUAUUUUGCUGAUCGUAUACAUAAGCUCUUUGCAGAAAUUGUGAAUGUCAAAUGUUUGUCAGUUUUAGCUUCAAUUGUGGGGGAUCCUGACAUUGCAUAUCAAUAUCCUAUGCCUACGUUCAAUAAUUUGAACCAGUUGGAGCUACGUCUUCAAACUUGCUGCUCUUGGCAAUCACUGCCGAUUUUUCUCAAUGCGUCACCCAAUCUGGAAUAUCUUGUUUUGGAGAAUAACAUCAAUUGCCGUGCUCAUGGUGCUGAUAUAGACGAUGCUGAUGAUGGUGAUGUAGACGAUUCUGAUGAUUAUGAUUCUCACAUUUCUGAUAAUUAUGAUGAAGAUGACUUGGUACAUGAAUGGUCUCCUCCCAGGGUUGUUCCUAUUUGUUUGCUGUCUUGCCUAAAGACUAUUUACCUACGAGGAUUUAGAGGACGGAGUGAUGAGAUAGAAGUCGCAGGGUACUUGUUGAAGCACGGCAAGGUUUUGAACAAGGUGACUAUUCAUACUUCAAAUUUCUGUGAAGAAUCAGUAAUGGAGUUGUGGCAGACAUUUUCAAGGCUUCCUAGGGGUUCAAAGACUUGUGAGAUUGAAUGGAUCCUUCCAAAGUUGUGA